Messenger RNA from Fusarium proliferatum ET1, 519 nucleotides. RefSeq lists its product as uncharacterized. Lineage: Eukaryota; Fungi; Ascomycota; Sordariomycetes; Hypocreales; Nectriaceae. The coding region runs from base 1 to 519 and encodes 172 amino acids. The record is from RefSeq and is a predicted model, not a curated record. The transcript is spliced from 2 exons.
AUGUCACUCACACUAGAACAAGCAAUGGUCCAUCUCGCACCAGAACAACACGUCCGCGCAAUCCUCCUCGCCCUCCUCGACGACCGCUCCGUCAAAGCCGCUGACAAUCCAGUGACCGGCCUCAAGCGCAAAGCCAUGAACGACCUGUUUGUCUGUGUUCAGUGUGACCAGGCGUUCACACACCAAGAUAACACUGAGACGUCGUGUCGUUACCAUCCAGGGGAACUUAUUGUUGAUGACACAGAGGAUUUCUGGGCGGAUCAUGAUGAGGAUUGUCAUGGGGAGAUUGAUACGCCUGAGAUGAGAGAGGAGAUGCCUGAUGGGUUCCGCUGGACGUGCUGCGACAAAUUAGGUGGACGAAAAGGCUGUACCAAGGGAACACAUCAAGCUGAUCCGGCAAAGUCACGGAGAGGUGGAAAUGUGCCAUCUGGUGGUGACCUAAGGAAGAACAAUGGUUCACAUUUCCCAGUUUCAGACGAGGACAGUGACGAGGAGGAAGAUGGCGACGAGGAAUAUUGA